Molecule: messenger RNA, 1866 nt
Organism: Cotesia congregata
Lineage: Eukaryota; Metazoa; Arthropoda; Insecta; Hymenoptera; Braconidae
Source: the annotation of a GenBank genome assembly
AUGAAACGAAAAGAAACUUUCGACGCGUCGGCAUUCGUCCCGAAGCUAAAAAAAAAGAAAGAAAAUAAAAUAAAAGAAGAGCCCGAAUCUGGAGCUGCUAAACCACCAGGCAAACCUGAUAAAAAGUCAAAAUUCAGCAAACCAUCCAAGCCUCCUUCAAAGUUUGAUAAAAAAGGACCCAAGUAUGAAAGCAAUACCGAGGAAUCAACUGAGAAGCCCGACUGGAAGGUGAUUAAAAAAGAGCGCAAAGAAUUGCGCGCAAAACGUAAGUCCAAAAAACUAGAAAAUAUUUACGACAUUUCCAUCGAGGGGAAAAAAAUCGACGAACAAAUGCGCCGCAAAGACUGUCCUCCAGAAGAACGUACCGAGCUGUGCCAAAAGCUCUUCAAACUCUUCGAAGGAAACCUCGUCAAGUUAGUUUUCACCCACGAUAUUUCUCGGGUGAUUCAAAUCCUCAUAAAAUACAGCUCAGCUGAAAUGCUGGCGACUGUCGCUGCGGAGUUGAAGCCUUCAUUCCUGAACAUGAUCCAGUCAAAGUAUGCGCGGAAUUGCAUCAAGAAAUUUUUUAAAUACGGCAAUGACCAAAUUCGUAGCGAUAUUUUCGCCGCUUGCGAGGGUCACGUUGUCCAGCUGAUGAGUCACUCAGUUGCCGCGCCGAUUAUGGAUUAUAUUUUGUACAAGAAGAACAAAAAAGACAAGAAUAAAAAGUGCUGGGCUUCAGAGCAGGUUAGAAGCACCUUCAAGCAAGAAUUUUACGGUAAUAUGUACAGAACUUCCAAGGACUCUUCUGUUAAAUGUUUAUCAGACGUGUUUGCUAAAGCUCCGGACAUGAAAUCUGCAACUUUGUCUGCUGUUAAAAUGAACGUCACAAAAAUAUUAAGCAAGAAUCCAAAUUGUUUGUUAAUUCAUUCUGUUUUAGCAGAAUAUUUGACCAUUUGCGAGGUUAAUGACCGCGCUGAGUUGAUAGGAACUCUGAAAGAGUCAGUGGUGGAAUUGUUGGCGACUAAAGAUGGUGCCAAGGUUGCGAUGAUCUGUAUGUGGCAUGCAACUGCUAAAGAACGGAAGGCUAUGUUGAAGGUGAUGAAAGAACAAAUCAAAGAAAUUGCGACUUCAGAGUAUGGAUAUUUAUUUCUUCUUGCUAUGUUGGACUCUGUUGAUGACACUGUCUUGGUCAAGAAGAUAUUUGUCCCUGAAUUUUUGAGUCAUUUGCAGGAGAUAGUAGCGAGCGAGCAUGGAAAGAAGGUUGUUUUGUACUUGGUAGCGCGAAGAGACACUCAUUAUUUUCAUCCUGCUUUGAUAAGUAUUCUGAGUGAAGGAGACAAUAAUUUAACCAGCAAAAAAUCACCGGAUAUAAGAGAGAAGGAGUUGUUGGAAGCGGUGAUUGAACCGAUGUUGGAGUCUAUUGCUGGAGAUGUCAAUUCCUGGUUGGCAGAUGGUCCGGUUAUGCUGGUGACCCACGCGGUCUUGAAGGCUGCUUCUGGAAAUGAGAAGCUGGUUGACGCUUGGAAUGCUAUUGCUGAUUUUUUGGUGAAUGAGGAGUCUACUCUGAAGCACGAGGAGGCUGAUAUCAAGGCUGUGGAACACCCUGCGCUUCAUCUGGUGCUGAAGAAGCUGAUUGUCGCGGAUAAAGAGAGGGUGGAGAGAGAAGAAACUUCAUUUGGAGACUUGCUUGUGCAGAAAAUGAGCAGUGAUGUUAUCAAGCGGUGGGUUGAAUAUAACAGAGCUUGCUUCUUGAUUGUUUUAUUGCUGGAAAAUGAACGUGAAACGGUGGUGAGGGAGCUUAAGGGUAAGUUGAAGGAUUUAGUUAAGGAGAUCAAGAGUAAGAAGCAUAAGGGUGCUGAUGUUUUAUUGAAGAAAAUAAAAUAG